Molecule: messenger RNA, 506 nt
Organism: Stegastes partitus (bicolor damselfish)
Lineage: Eukaryota; Metazoa; Chordata; Actinopteri; Pomacentridae
Product: alpha-tectorin-like
Exons: 2
Coding region: 66-407 (113 amino acids)
Source: RefSeq, a predicted model, not a curated record
UGGUCGGUGGCAUUCAAUUCCAUCAUUGCUGGAAGAGUGGCGUGGAGCUGGAUAUUUACAUACACAUGUGCAUGAGGGCGGUUUGUGCUGGGGUAGGGCACAUGGCCACAUGGUUAGCCGUGGAAGCGUAUUCUGCAGCCUGCCAGGACAAAGGAACAUCAGUGGGACCGUGGAGAGAGGACACUGUUUGCUCUCUCCAGUGUCCGGACCGCAGCAGCCCAACAGAUUGUGUUGACUCCAGCUCCAACUCAGGCCCUGCUCUGCUCCAGACUGGUUCUUCAGCACCCAGUUGUGCAGAAGGCUGCCAGUGCAGCAAUGGAAAUGUGUUGGAUGGAGGCGAGUGCGUACCUUACAGUCAAUGUGGCUGUGCUCUUCACGAUACAUACAUCAAGGUAAUCACAAGAUGAACAGACAAUAAUGCAACGCACAUUCUCUUGGGAAAAUCUGGGUUCACUGAUUAUCCACCUGGCCAAUUAACGUGGCCUGUACUUGGCAUUUUCCCCAAU